AGGGUGGUGGGUGGGAAAGACAAGAACAUAUAAAAGGAAAUUGCAUGUGCCCUUCCUGUGUUUGUAUUUCACGUUUUCCACAAGGUUCGUGAAUGCAAGAUGAAGCUUUUCUUCUUAAGUUGCUUGAUGGUUUCUUGGUGUUGCCAAGUUGGGGCAGUGAACAGGGAGUACUAUAUUGGCAUUAUAGAGACAGAGUGGAACUAUGCACCUGGCAAUACCAAUAUCAUAUCUGGACAGCUUUUUGCAGAAGAAGAGCAGGCUGGAGUCUUUCUCAAAAGAGGACCACAUAGGAUAGGAAGCACUUACAAAAAGGCUGUCUACACUCAGUACAGCAGUCAUUUAUAUGAUGUGGUAGUCGACAAACCUUCUUGGUUGGGGUUUUUGGGCCCUAUCAUUAAGGGAGAAGUUGGAGAUUCCAUUAUUAUACAUUUGAAAAACUUCGCUUCCAGAAACUUCACGCUGCAUCCACAUGGUGUAACCUACACAAAGGAAAACGAAGGUGCCUUUUAUCCUGACAACACCAAUGAUUUGCAAAAGAGAGAUGAUGCUGUGGAACCUGGAGGCCAGUACACAUAUGCAUGGGACGUGACAGAAGAUCAAGGUCCAGCUAAGGGAGAUGCAGACUGCAUAACCAGAGUUUACCACUCCCACAUAGAUGCUCCAAGGGAUGUUGCCUCAGGGCUUGUUGGGCCUUUAAUAAUUUGCAGGAAAGAUACAAUGAAUAAAGGCACUGAUAAACACUUUGAUGCUGAAUUUAUCCUUAUGUUUUCUGUGAUGGAUGAAAAUCUGAGUUGGUAUCUAGAAGAUAAUAUCAAGACAUACUGUUCUGAGCCUUCCAAAGUUGACAAAGAUGAUGAGGACUUCCAGGAAAGCAACAAAAUGCACUCAAUCAACGGGUACGUGUAUGGAUACCUCCCAAACCUCACAAUGUGUGCGGAAGAUAAGGUAAAAUGGCAUCUUUUUGGCAUGGGUAAUGAAGCUGAUAUCCAUUCAGCCUACUUCCAUGGACAGGCCUUAAUAGAAAGACAUCAUCGAGUUGACACCAUCAACCUCUUCCCAGCCACAUUUAUUGAUGCUGUUAUGAUACCAAGGAGUCCUGGGGAAUGGCUGCUCAGCUGCCAAGUGAAUGACCAUAUCAAAGGUGGUAUGCAAGCCCUUUUCAACGUAAAAGACUGCAGGAAAUCCACAACAGAUCACAAUGAGAGUAGAAAGAUAAGACAGUACUUCAUUGCUGCUGAAGAGAUCAUCUGGAAUUAUGGCCCAUCUGCAAUGAACCGUUUUACUGGACAAGAAUUAAUUACUGACAGUGAAUCUCACAUAUUUUUUGAACAAAGUGAGACAAGAAUUGGUGGCUCUUAUAAAAAAGCCAUUUACAAAGAAUAUACAGAUGGUUCUUUCACUGAACAUAAAAAAAGACUCGCAGAGGAAGCACAUCUUGGACUCUUAGGACCUGUUAUCAAGGCUGAAGUGGGUGAGAACAUCAGGGUGACCUUCCAAAACAAUGCCAGCCGCCCAUUUAGCAUUCAGCCCCAUGGUGUGAGUUACCGAAAGAGCGACGAGGGGGCAUGGUACGGUGCUGAAUCUCCAGCCUCUCAUGUGAGUCCCGGUGCUACGUUUACGUAUGAGUGGAAAGUGCCAGAAGAUGUGGGCCCCACAGAUCAAGAUCCGGACUGUUUAACCUGGCUUUAUUACUCAGCUACGGAUGCAGUCAGAGACACUAGUUCUGGCCUUGUGGGUCCUCUCCUGGUGUGCAGAAAGGGAGCUCUGCUUCCUUCUGGGAAACAGAAAAAUGUGAACAUGGAGUUUUUUCUGCUUGCCACAGUAUUUGAUGAGAAUCUGAGCUGGUACUUGGAUGACAAUAUUUUGAUGUUUACACUAAAUCCUAGUAAAAUUGACAAAGAUGAUGAAGACUUCCAAGAGUCUAACAAAAUGCACUCCAUUAAUGGUUAUAUGUAUGGAAAUCAACCUGGUCUUGAGAUGUGUAAAGGAAGUGUGGUUUCCUGGCAUUUGAUGGGCUUGGGGUCAGAAGUUGAUGUCCAUGGGAUAUACUUUUCAGAAAACACAUUUGUAACUAAAGGAACAAGAAGGGAUACUGCAAAUCUGUUUCCACAUACAUUUCUUACAGCUAUUAUGAAGCCUGAUUCUGAAGGAGUUUUUGAAGUGUCGUGCCUGACAACAGAUCACUAUACAGGGGGCAUGAAACAGAAGUACAAUGUGAAACAGUGCCAUUGGUGGAAUGUUGAUGUAUCUAUGUAUUUGCAUGAAAAGACUUACUAUAUUGCUGCAGUGGAAGUUGAAUGGGACUAUUCUCCUAACAGGACAUGGGAAUUUGAGCGGCAUCAAUACCAUGAGGAAAG
Messenger RNA from Nestor notabilis (Kea), 2357 nucleotides. RefSeq names its product ceruloplasmin-like. Gene Ontology annotation, biological process: iron ion transport. NCBI's taxonomy places the organism in Eukaryota, Metazoa, Chordata, Aves, Psittaciformes, Psittacidae. The transcript is spliced from 12 exons. Gene Ontology annotation, molecular function: oxidoreductase activity; copper ion binding. The record is from RefSeq and is a predicted model, not a curated record. Gene Ontology annotation, cellular component: plasma membrane. The annotation marks the transcript as partial.